AGUGCUGGUCGGUCGCUCGCCUCCCCGAGAGGCCGGCGGAGAACUCCAGCCUCCUUCGGCAGACCCCUUUCCCGGAGCCUUAGGUUGCUUUUGCUGGACAGACGCGCCCCAGGUUCACAGGGCCCAGGACAGGGCUCCUCGCGCCCCGCGUGUGGGGCUGGGAGGUUGCCUGCAGGAGGAAGCGCCUGAGAGGAGACAAAGUCCCUUCGCCAGCUUGCUGGUCUUGGGCAGGUCACACAUCAGCCUCAGUGUCCUCACCUGUAAAAUGGAGGAGAUAUUGGGUCAGACUGCAGGAAGGUCCUUGAGACCCUGGGCCGCACAGACGGGGCCACCAGUCUGCUUCCCCUCCCCCACUGCCAAAGUCAGAUUCCGAGGUCAUCCUAGUGUAGAUUCAGUGUAAUGAGGCUGAGAACCUGGGGGCCUGCUGCUGAUACCUUGUCCCUAACGUUUGCUGGCAGGAGUGGAGGAGGAGACAUUCACAGUGUGUUUAGGGCGAAGUUCUAUAUUGGCGAAUUGGAGAAUCCUACCCUUGUCUUAGUGGUUUUAACAGACAUGAGGCCAUGAUUCAGGAAUCGUGGAGAUCUGCGCCUGGGAUCUGGUGGAAAGAUGUCGGCCCUUACUACCCUGUUUAAGUACAUCGAUGAAAAUCAGGAUUACUACAUUAAGAAACUUGCAAAAUGGGUGGCCAUCCAGAGUGUGUCCGCGUGGCCCGAGAAGAGAGGCGAAGUCAGGAGGAUGAUGGAAGUCGCGGCUGCAGACAUCAAGCAGCUGGGCGGCUCCGUGGAACUGGUGGACAUCGGAAAACAAAAGCUCCCCGACGGCUCGGAGAUCCCCCUUCCUCCCAUCCUGCUCAGCAAGCUGGGCUCGGACCCGCGGAAGAAGACGGUGUGUGUCUACGGCCACCUGGACGUGCAGCCGGCGGCGCUGGAGGACGGCUGGGACAGCGAGCCCUUCACCCUGGUGGAGCGUGACGGCAAGCUGUAUGGGAGAGGCUCAACCGAUGACAAGGGGCCGGUGGCCGGCUGGAUGAACGCCCUGGAAGCUUACCAGAAGACAGGCCAGGAGAUUCCUGUGAACAUCCGGUUCUGCCUGGAAGGCAUGGAGGAGUCGGGCUCCGAGGGUCUGGAUGAGCUGAUCUUUGCACAGAAAGACAAGUUCUUUAAAGAUGUGGACUACAUCUGCAUUUCUGACAACUACUGGCUGGGGAAGAAGAAGCCGUGCAUCACCUACGGCCUCAGGGGCAUCUGCUACUUCUUCAUCGAGGUGGAGUGCAGCGACAAGGACCUCCACUCGGGGGUGUACGGGGGCUCGGUGCACGAGGCCAUGACCGAUCUCAUCUCGCUGAUGGGCUCCCUGGUCGACAAGAAGGGGAACAUCCUGGUCCCCGGCAUUAACGAGGCCGUGGCCGCCGUGACGGAGGAGGAGCACUCGCUCUACGACCACAUCGACUUCGACAUGGAGGAGUUCGCCAAGGACGUGGGGGCCCAGACCCUCCUGCACGGCUGCAAGAAAGACAUCCUCAUGCACCGGUGGCGCUACCCGUCCCUCUCCCUGCAUGGCAUCGAAGGCGCCUUCUCCGGGGCAGGGGCCAAGACCGUGAUUCCUAGGAAAGUGAUCGGCAAGUUCUCCAUCAGGCUCGUGCCAAACAUGACUCCCGAAGUCGUCAGUGAGCAGGUUACAAGCUACCUGACCAAGAAGUUUGCUGAACUGCACAGUCCCAACAAGUUCAAGGUGUCCAUGGGCCACGGUGGGAAGCCCUGGGUAUCCGACUUCAACCAUCCUCAUUACGUGGCUGGGAGAAGAGCCCUGAAAACAGUGUUUGGAGUUGAGCCAGACUUGACCAGGGAAGGCGGCAGCAUUCCUGUGACCCUGACCUUUCAGGAGGCCACAGGCAAGAAUGUCAUGCUGUUGCCUGUGGGGUCAGCAGACGACGGUGCUCACUCCCAGAAUGAAAAGCUCAACAGGCAUAACUACGUAGAAGGAACCAAGAUGCUGGCCGCGUACCUGUAUGAGGUGUCUCAGCUGAAGGACUGAGGCCGGUCCCCAGGGAGCGCCGCCUCCCACCGGAGCCCUGCCCUCGCCCUCUUGCGGCUUGCUCGGGAGGGCGGACGCCCCUCCCCUCCCUGCCUGUCAGGCCACGCAGACUCCGAGAGUGGGCACGAGUGUGUCCGGCUGCCCCGCGGGUGGAGCUCCCUGCACCGGCAGUUAGAAGCGGUCGGGCCUGGGGGUUGUCGGGGACCUGACAACAGCCGCGUGGCCCGGGGAGGUCACUAUGACGUGACCUCCAGAAAAUAGCCCAGGUCCAAAAGCACAAGUUCUUCUGUGGGAGGUUCUGGUUGUCAUCGAGUUGGGACGAACAGAGGACUUGACGCCUCUGUCUCGGGCGAUGCACACCUGGAAUCUUCGGGAAGGAACGAGAAGUGACCCCUGCCUGUCCAGGGUCCUGUCCUUGUCUCAGGACCUUGACCACGGCUGGCAUUUCCCCUUUUCUCUUUACUGUGCUCCCGCCACCCCCAGCCCAGCUGGAAGGUUCGCCUUGUCUCAGUCUGUGCUGCUGAAUAAAAGGUAGA
Molecule: messenger RNA, 2570 nt
Organism: Propithecus coquereli (Coquerel's sifaka)
Lineage: Eukaryota; Metazoa; Chordata; Mammalia; Primates; Indriidae
Gene: CNDP2
Product: CNDP dipeptidase 2 (metallopeptidase M20 family)
Exons: 12
Coding region: 607-2034 (475 amino acids)
Biological process (GO): proteolysis
Cellular component (GO): cytosol
Molecular function (GO): metallodipeptidase activity
Source: RefSeq, a predicted model, not a curated record